Messenger RNA from Haemorhous mexicanus (house finch), 457 nucleotides. RefSeq names its product potassium voltage-gated channel subfamily E regulatory subunit 3 (gene KCNE3). Gene Ontology annotation, cellular component: membrane. The record is from RefSeq and is a predicted model, not a curated record. NCBI's taxonomy places the organism in Eukaryota, Metazoa, Chordata, Aves, Passeriformes, Fringillidae. Bases 107 to 457 code for a protein of 116 amino acids. Gene Ontology annotation, molecular function: transmembrane transporter binding; delayed rectifier potassium channel activity; potassium channel regulator activity. The transcript is spliced from 2 exons. Gene Ontology annotation, biological process: membrane repolarization during action potential; regulation of heart rate by cardiac conduction; negative regulation of delayed rectifier potassium channel activity.
CCCGGGGCCGGGGCUGGGCUGGCUGGCUGCGCAGGUGGCUCUGCCCGGGAAGGGGAGGAGGCUGGCGGCGCUCCCAGCCCGCCGGCAUCCCUCCCCGCCGGCAGCGAUGCUCAGUCCCGGCUCAGCCUGGCAGCGGCGCGGGCAGGGAGGGCACACCAGCCGGCCGAGGGAGGGCAUGGACGGGACGAACGGCACGGAGCCGUGGCAGCGCAGCCUGCAGGCGGUGCUGAGCGCCCUGAACCAGACCCUGCACGGGGCCAGGUCCUGCCCCGGGCAGCCCCCGGUGACAGGGGACACGCGUCGCAACGCCAACGCCUACAUGUACAUCCUGUUCGUCAUGACGCUCUUCGCCGCCACCGUGGGCAGCCUCAUCCUGGGCUACACCCGCUCCCGCAGGGUGGACAAGCGCAGCGACCCCUACCACGUCUACAUCAAGAACAGGGUCUCCAUGAUCUGA